UACGACGCUGGCCUGACACUCCACUGAGGCCAGAUCCAGGAGAAGACUGCAAAAGCCCUCGUUCAUCGUCAUUUCUCUCUCUUCUCUUCUUUCCAUUUCUCUCUCUAUCGAUUGAGCUUUUGCUGCUGCUGCUGCUGCUCGUGGAUGCAGUCGUCGGCCUUCUUACGUAUUGAUCAGAUCUGAGAGUUCAUCAUUUGAAGAUGUUGACGAAGUUCGAGACCAAGAGUAAUAGAGUUAAAGGACUGAGUUUCCACACUAAGAGACCAUGGAUCCUUGCUAGUCUACACAGCGGAGUGAUCCAACUAUGGGAUUAUCGGAUGGGCACGCUAAUUGAUAGAUUUGACGAGCAUGAGGGACCUGUUCGCGGGGUUCACUUUCACAAGUCUCAGCCUCUAUUUGUAUCUGGAGGUGAUGAUUACAAGAUCAAAGUAUGGAACCAUAAGACUCAUAGAUGUCUGUUUACUCUUCUUGGACAUCUUGAUUACAUCCGUACAGUGCAAUUUCACCAUGAGUAUCCGUGGAUUGUGAGUGCUAGUGAUGAUCAGACCAUUCGUAUAUGGAACUGGCAGUCGCGUACUUGCAUCUCUGUGUUGACUGGCCAUAACCACUAUGUUAUGUGCGCUUCUUUCCACCCCAAGGAAGAUCUUGUUGUGUCAGCUUCUCUUGAUCAGACAGUACGGGUUUGGGACAUUGGUGCAUUGAGGAAGAAGACAGUGUCCCCAGCUGAUGAUGUGCUGCGGUUGAGUCAGAUGAAUUCUGAUCUCUUUGGCGGUGUUGAUGUUGUUGUUAAAUAUGUUUUGGAAGGUCAUGACCGAGGAGUUAACUGGGCAGCGUUCCAUCCUACCCUGCCUUUAAUUGUGUCUGGGGCUGACGAUCGUCAAGUGAAAUUAUGGCGAAUGAAUGACACGAAGGCAUGGGAAGUGGACACACUAAGGGGGCACAUGAAUAAUGUAUCAUGUGUAAUGUUCCAUGCAAAACAGGACAUUAUUGUAUCCAAUUCAGAGGAUAAAAGUAUACGUGUUUGGGAUGCAACGAAGCGGACUGGACUUCAGACAUUCCGCCGUGAGCAUGACAGGUUCUGGAUACUUGCUGCUCAUCCUGAGAUGAAUCUAUUGGCAGCUGGUCACGACAGUGGCAUGAUUGUUUUUAAGUUGGAAAGGGAAAGACCUGCCUUUGCUAUUAGUGGUGAUUCUCUAUUUUAUGUAAAGGAUCGCUUUCUGCGCUUCUAUGAGUUUUCUACUCAAAAAGACACCCAAGUUACCCCAAUUCGAAGGCCUGGUUCCACUAGCUUGAAUCAUAGUCCAAGGACUCUUUCUUUUAGCCCCACAGAAAAUGCUAUUCUUAUUUGCUCAGAUCUGGAUGGGGGAUGCUACGAAUUGUACACAGUUCCUAAAGAUAGCUUUGGUAGAGGCGACAAUGUGCAAGAUGCCAAGAGAGGAGUUGGAGUAUCAGCAGUAUUUGUGGCUAGGAAUAGGUUUUCUGUGCUUGAUAAAAACAACAACCAAGUCUUACUAAAAAAUCUAAGGAACGAGGUUGUUAAAAAGACUCCCCUUCCCAUCACCACUGAUGCAAUAUUUUAUGCUGGAACUGGCAACUUAUUGUGUAGAGCAGAGGACAAAGUGGUUAUAUACGAUCUUCAGCAGAGAAUUGUUCUUGGUGAUCUGCAAACCCCUUUUGUGAAAUAUGUUAUAUGGUCCAAUGACAUGGAGAGCGUUGCCUUGAUUAGUAAACAUGCAAUUAUUAUUGCUAACAAGAAGCUUGAACACCAGUGCACUCUUCAUGAGACAAUUCGUGUAAAGAGUGGAGGAUGGGAUGAUAACGGUGUCUUUAUUUAUACAACUUUAAACCACAUAAAAUACUGCCUUCCGAAUGGAGAUAGUGGUAUAAUCAGAACCCUUGAUGUUCCAAUAUAUAUCACAAAGGUUUUUGGCAACACGCUCUUUUGCUUGGAUAGGGAUGGAAUAAACCAGCGUUUCAUUAUUGAUGCAACGGAGUACAUGUUCAAACUAUCUCUCUUAAGAAAGAGAUACGACCAUGUCAUGAGCAUGAUAAGGAAUUCACAGCUCUGUGGGCAAGCAAUGAUUGCGUACCUGCAACAGAAGGGGUUUCCUGAGGUUGCACUUCACUUUGUAAAAGAUGAGAGAACCAGGUUCAAUUUGGCUCUUGAGAGUGGAAAUAUUCAAAUAGCAGUUGCCUCUGCUACAGCAAUUGAUGAGAAAGAUCAUUGGUACAGACUUGGGGUGGAGGCUCUUCGUCAAGGUAAUGCAGGCAUUGUGGAAUAUGCCUACCAGAAGACAAAAAAUUUUGAGAGGUUAUCGUUCCUUUAUCUCAUGACUGGUAACAUGGCAAAACUAUCGAAGAUGUUAAAAAUUGCUGAAGUUAAGAAUGAUGUCAUGGGCCAAUUUCAUAAUGCUCUAUAUCUUGGUGAUGUCCAGGAGCGCGUGAAGAUCUUGGAGAAUGCUGGCCACUUACCUCUUGCCUAUGUUACAGCAUCAAUCCAUGGUCUACAUGACGUAGCUGAAAGGUUAGCUGCCGAAUUGGGAGAUGAUGUUCCAUCUUUACCAGAAGGAAAAUCAGCAUCUCUAUUAUUGCCCCCUACUCCUGUCAUGUGUGCUGGUGACUGGCCACUUCUGAGAGUCAUGAAGGGGAUAUUUGAAGGUGGGCUGGAUAAUGCGGGUGGCGGUCCUGCAGAUGAUGAUGAUGAGGUUGCAGAUGGUGAUUGGGGUGAGGAGCUGGAUGUGGUUGAUGUUGAUGGCUUACAAAAUGGGGAUGUCCCAGUAAGUUUGGAGGAUGGAGAAGUUGCAGAAGAAAAUGAGGAAGAAGGGGGAUGGGACCUUGAGGAUUUGGAGCUCCCACCUGAAGCUGACACACCAAAAGUAUCAGUCAGUGCUCGUAAUUCAGUUUUUGUGGCCCCAACUCCUGGUCUUCCUGCCAACCAGACUUGGAUCCAGCGGUCAUCUCUCGCAGCGGAACAUGUUUCUGUUGGUAAUUUUGAUACUGCAAUGCGGUUGCUUAACAGGCAGCUUGGAAUUAAAAACUUCACUCCUUUGAAACCCAUGUUUCUGGAUCUGCAUGCUGGAAGUCAGACGUACCUUCGUGCUCUUUCAUCUGUUCCCAUAAUAUCAUUGCCAGUAGAACGAGGAUACAGCGAAUCUGGUAAUGGAAAUGCAAAAGGAUCCCCUGCACUUAUUUUUAGUUUCACUCAGCUGGAAGAGAAGCUUAAAGCUGGUUAUAAGGCUACGACAUCUGGGAAGUUUGCUGAGGCUCUUCGUCUCUUUCUUGGUAUUCUUCAUACCAUCCCUCUGAUUGUCGUUGAGUCAAGGAGGGAAGUUGAUGAGGUUAAGGAGUUAAUUAUCAUCGUCAAAGAGUAUGUUCUGGGUUCGCAAAUGGAACUUAAGAGGAGGGAACUCAAGGACAAUCCAGCCCGUCAGAUGGAGCUUGCAGCCUAUUUUACCCACUGUAACCUUCAGAUGCCACACUUGAGGCUUGCUUUAUUAAAUGCUAUGACGGUCUGCUUCAAGGCGAAGAACCUUGCCAGUGCAGCAAACUUUGCCAGGAGGCUUUUAGAGACAAAUCCCCCAGAGAACCAAGCAAAGACUGCCAGGCAAGUUCUGCAGGCUGCAGAGAGGAAUAUGACAGAUUCAUAUGAACUGAAUUAUGAUUUUAGAAACCCUUUUGUAACCUGUGGAGCAACUUACGUGCCAAUCUAUCGAGGACAGAAGGACGUAUCUUGCCCGUAUUGUAGUUCCAGGUUUGUGCCAAGCCAGGUCGGACAACUUUGUACUGUUUGUGAUCUUGCUGUUGUUGGGGCAGAUGCGUCAGGUAUACUUUGUUCUCCCACCCAGAUUCGAUAAGCAGGCAGUCACAGUUCAGCUGGAUCUUUUCUCGAAUGCCUCAACUUACCCUUCUAGCUACAGAGCCAGAAGCUUCUCUCGUUGAGUUCUUGUGAAAGGUAAACCAGAAGCAUAAAGCUACAUUGGAAAAAAAAACUGUGCUGUCUGCUACUUAAAUUUCUUCUGCUUAUUUUUGUUCUUUAGUUGAUUGUGAUAUUCACUGUAAUAAAGUUUUCAGAAUUUUGACGUAGGUACAUGCUAGGUUGUGAUAGGCAAGAAUACUAGAGUCCCUUUUUGGAUUAGAUGAUUGUUACAGCCUUACAGAUUAUUAGGGACAUCUUAAAUGUUAAUGUAUGCAGGACCCCUCGGGUCAAUUUCGAUAUUUCACGAAA
This is a messenger RNA of Momordica charantia (bitter melon), 4225 nucleotides long. Its product is annotated as coatomer subunit alpha-1. Lineage: Eukaryota; Viridiplantae; Streptophyta; Magnoliopsida; Cucurbitales; Cucurbitaceae. Gene Ontology annotation, biological process: endoplasmic reticulum to Golgi vesicle-mediated transport; intra-Golgi vesicle-mediated transport; intracellular protein transport. The record is from RefSeq and is a predicted model, not a curated record. Gene Ontology annotation, cellular component: COPI vesicle coat. Gene Ontology annotation, molecular function: structural molecule activity; protein binding.